UUGCAGGUUCUCACAUCUCUCGAGCGUCUAGAUUACGUACCGUUUGCCCUUCUGCCCGGAGUUAGCGAGGGAGAACUUCGUUGCCUGCAUCUGUGGCUACACCACGACAACAUCCUCAAGCAUUGUCGUCCCAAUGGUUUCCCAUGCUUUGAACAAUCUCAUUGGAGGGAUCUCAUCGAGCUGCAGCAGCCAAUCUUGGAAGGCAUUGAAUUAGUCUAUAACUUGGGAGUGUCGGAGCUAAACUAUACACUGAAGCUAUCCCCCUCUCCCAGGAAAUGCACAGUCUUGUUGCUGCUUGAUGACAAUGUCGUCUUGUUCAGACUCACCGUGUUCUGCAAUGUAAAGCUGUUGAUAACUUCUAGGGCUAAAGGGGGAUUGUUCUUGUCUCCUUGUACUUGCCCUCAUGCCAAUGGGGAUGAUCUCAUGAAUCAAUUAAGCCGGACGCCUUCUCAAAAUGAUUCUCGAGCUUAA
Linum tenue is the source of this 471-nucleotide messenger RNA. The record is from the annotation of a GenBank genome assembly. NCBI's taxonomy places the organism in Eukaryota, Viridiplantae, Streptophyta, Magnoliopsida, Malpighiales, Linaceae.